Messenger RNA from Eucalyptus grandis, 2010 nucleotides. RefSeq names its product putative laccase-9. Gene Ontology annotation, cellular component: apoplast. The coding region runs from base 67 to 1860 and encodes 597 amino acids. The transcript has 7 exons. The record is from RefSeq and is a predicted model, not a curated record. Lineage: Eukaryota; Viridiplantae; Streptophyta; Magnoliopsida; Myrtales; Myrtaceae. Gene Ontology annotation, molecular function: hydroquinone:oxygen oxidoreductase activity; copper ion binding. Gene Ontology annotation, biological process: lignin catabolic process.
UCAAGACCAGCGAAAGGAACGAGAGAGUAAAGAGAAGAUCAGAUCGAGCGUUGAACGAUCAUAAGCAUGGCCAAAUCGUCGUCCAAUUCCUCCAACAUUUUCCUUGCUGCGGUCUUGCUUUUCUUUGGAAACGUCUUCCUCAGAGCUCAAGCUAGUGAUGUCCACUACUACGACUUCGUCUUGAGAGAAAUCAACGUCACAAGGAAUUGUACAACCAAUACGAUUCUAGUGGUGAACGACAGUCUUCCCGGACCAACCAUUCAAGCUCGAAAGGGCGAUCUUGUGUACGUGAAGGUUCACAAUCAAGGACCAUACGGGGUCACUCUUCAUUGGCACGGGGUGAAGCAACCGCGAAAUCCAUGGUCAGAUGGUCCGGAGUAUAUUACGCAGUGCGCUAUUCCACCGGGAACAAAUAUUACUUAUGAAGUAAAUUUAACUGAUGAAGAAGGAACUAUUUGGUGGCAUGCCCAUAAUGAGUGGACAAGAUCUACUGUGUAUGGUGCUAUUGUCAUUCUACCACGUGAAGGAUCAAAUUUCCCAUUCACUACGCCGGAUGGAGAACAUUUAAUCUUGCUCGGUUCUUGGUUUAAUGAAGGAAUUUCUCUAAAUAAAGCUUUAGAGAUGGAAUUGUCUGCAGGCACUAAUCACGUACCUCGUGCAACUGGUUUCCUGAUCAAUGGACAAUAUGGAGAUUUUGUUCCUUGCUCCAACGAAAGCACGCCUCACUUUUCUGUCGAUUAUGGCAAGACCUAUCUCUUUCGUAUAGUCAAUGCAGCGGUCGGUUCAGAAAUGUUCAUCUCCAUCGCCGAUCAUAACAUGACGUUAGUUGGGAUGGACGGAGCGUACACAAAACCAAUCGUUGUUUCAUAUAUAAUGAUAGAAUCUGGACAAACGAUGGAUGUAUUAGUUACGGCAAAUCAAUCUCCAGGAAGGUAUUACCUGGCCGCUCAAGAAUUUUCAACUGAAGACAUCGAUUUCACCGAUUAUGUCCACGAAGUUGCUACUGCUAUCAUCCAGUAUAAAGGGAAUUUUAGUCUGACGUCACCACCAAGUUACCCAAAUGACACACUACCACUUUAUCAUGACUACAGUGCUGCAGCGAGUUUCAUACAACAGCUGAGAAGCUUGGCAUCUGAAGAACAUACCGUGGACGUCCCUCGCAACGUGACGACAAGGAUGUUCAUCACAGCUUCCCCGAAUCAUGUGGCAUGCCCAGAUGAUUCGUGUUAUUUCAAUGAUUACAAAGUUGCCGCAACCUUAAAUAACAUAAGUUGGGAGGACCCAUCUGUCGAUGUGCUACAAGCUUAUUACAGAAACAUCAGCGGAGUUUACACCAUGGAUUUUCCCGAUCUUCCUCCCGUUAUGUAUAAUUUCACGGGAGAUGAUUUGUCGACCAGUCUUGCCGACGCUGCCCAAGGGACAUCCGUGAAAGUUCUGAACUAUAACGAAACUGUAGAGAUCGUGUUUCAGGGGACUAAUCUGUUGGACCAAUCAGAAUAUCAUCCAAUGCACAUGCACGGAUAUAGCUUUUAUGUUAUUGGGGUCGGCUUCGGAAACUUCGACAACGAGACCGAUCCUCAAAUGUACAAUUUGGUUGACCCGCCUAAAGUCAAUACGUUUGGAAUUCCUAAAAGAGGGUGGGCUGCGAUUAGAUUCAGGGCAAAUAAUCCAGGUGUAUGGUAUUGGCAUUGUCAUAUAGAUCGACAUAUGAGCUGGGGAAUGAGCACCGCUUUCAUAGUGAAAAAUGGGGACACAGAAGAGACGAGUAUGAGGCCACCUCCUUCCUAUAUGCCUCCUCGCAUCACCUCCAAGGACAAACCAUACGGCGAAAUAGAUCAAACUUUAAAAGAUGACAUCUAAGUACUAAGAUCGGGUACAAUCACUUAGCCAUGGAAAGUCAGAUGCAUCAUAUGAGUAUAAGUUUGGUGCUUUUGGUGUCACAAAAAAAAAAAAUUGGAAUAAAUAUGUUAUAUAAGUACAAGUUUAAGGUUUUUUGUGUCACAAUAAAAA